UAUGAACCAAUGUAUGAGGAAAAGCAUAAACCAAUACAUGAGGAAGAGCAUGAACCAAUGUAUGAGAAAGCGUAUGAACCAGAGUUACAAUUAGAUGAAUCUGAAGUUAGUGAAUCAUCGCAAGUACAAAAGUCAAAUAGCAGUAAUUCUAUACAUACCAGAUCUUUUGUAUGGAAAUACUUUAAAAAAAAAAGAAGAAAACCAGCAAUUUUUGAGAUUUGUAAUCAGAAGUUAGCAUACCAGUAUGGAAUGACAUCAAAUCUUAAAAGUCAUCUUAAUUCUCACAAGACCAAAGUACCUAAAUUAAAGAAAUUGAAUGUAAAAGAAGACAUCUCAGUUGUAGAUAUGUUAAAUAAUAAAUCAGGU
Messenger RNA from Racocetra persica, 366 nucleotides. Lineage: Eukaryota; Fungi; Glomeromycota; Glomeromycetes; Diversisporales; Gigasporaceae. The record is from the annotation of a GenBank genome assembly.